AGGACGGACACGGGGAAAACCUCCCAUUCAGGGGCCCAGAACUUGGGGCUGGGUCUUGGGGCGACAUAUUCCUACCCCUGUGCCACCUGGCAGGGCAGAGUGAGAUGAGCAGAGGCCAGGGCAGCCAUGACUCAGAAUCAUGACUUGGGAGCCAUGGUAAGCCGGGUUGGGCACAGCCUCUCAUGGUCCCCUUGCACCCCAUUCCCGAGUCUAGGCCUAGGGACGUGCUGGGGAGCCCUGUCUUCUAGGACCCCUCCCCACCAAAAUGGGCCCUGUGGCCCUCCACCCUGGUUCCCCAGAUCGCAGGGGCAAGCGGAAGGGAUAGCACAGGGCAGCUGCCAGGGGCGCGGCCGACGGGCAGGUGUUCGGCGCCAGCCUCUCCAGCUGCUCCAACAGGUGCCCAGGCACUGGGAGGGCGCGGUGACUCAGGCAGGCCCGGGGAGAACCAGCUCUGCACACAGGCCCCACCAAGCACCCCCUCCACUCCCUGGUUGGAGGAGGAAGAAUUAGGAUUCUUCUGAGUGGGCCCACUUUCUCUGUAGGUUCCUCCUCCACCCAAAGUCCCUUUUGGCCAAGUCUUCCCCUGGAGACAGGUCCAGAGGGAAGAUGCUUCAUCUUCAGCCUCAGCCUCCUGCCUUGUCUGCCCCACUCCCUCCUGGCCCAGGCUCAGGCUCACUUGGGUUUCUGCCUCUCUAACAUCUGCCAUUCUGUCCCUCCACUGGUCUGUCCCUCAGUGGCUUGCUCUUGGUCCUUAGGCUCUGUGUGUCCCUGUCCCCGUCCCUGUUUCCUGUCUCUCUGCCUUCUCCCGCUCCCUCUUUUCUUGUGUCCAUCUCUUUCUGACCCAGGCCCUGCUUCUCUCUCCCCAUUUUGCAGAUGCGAAGGUGGAGGCCAAGGGCUAGACCACUUGGCCUCUGGGAGAACCUUCUCCCCACAUCCCCCCAGCCCUUAGUAACUCUCUCAGCUCCUCUUUUGCAGAGGAUGAACUGAGACCUGAGGUGGGGGCAGCUCUCCUGUAAGGAGCACUCCUUUUGUGGCCCGAGCAGCAUCCUGCGGCCCCUCCCCUGCCAGGCCGCUGGGGCGGGGGAGGGGGCCUGGGUUCCCGCUGCCUUAAAAGGGCUCAGUGUCUUGGCUCUCUCCUCCCUCCCCCAUCCUGGGCCCUGGCUGCUGCUUCCCUGCUGGCCCACUCUUCCUGAACCCCGAACCCUCUCCAUAACCCACUGUAUCUUCCCUCAUUCCUAGUUGCACCCAUUGCUCUCUCCCUCCUGCCUCAGAAGCUCCCAGCUUCUUCCACCUCCGGGAGUCCAGGCUUCCCUCUCCCCCUGCCUCCACUCUCCACCUUCCCCCUCCCAAACUGCUCUCUGUAACAUUGCUAGCUGUAGGACCUUGGGCAGAGGACUUCACCUGUCUGAGCCUUGGUUCUUCAUCUGUAGAUAAGGGGUAACAGUAAAACCUCCUCCUGGAGUUGAGAGCGUAGAGAUAGCACACUUGACUGUGCCUGCAGCCCUGGAGCCGGGAUGCGGAUCCCCGCUGGCUUUGUCUCCCUCUCCCGUUGCUUCUCCUGGUCCUAGCCCUAAACUCAGGGUUUCCCAGAGUGUGGUCCAAGAGCCACCAGUAUCUGAGCCUAGGAUUAAACUGCAGGCUCUGGGCCAUGACCCAAAACAGACUGAAUGAGAGCCCUGGGGGUGGGCGGGGUCACCGGGAGUAGGGGCCCGGAAGCCCAGGGAGCUCUAAGAACUGGGCCUAUUUCUUCUUCCUCUGUUCUUCAGGGCCUCCCUUCGGCAGACUUGUUACCUCACCCUGUCCAUCCUGCACCCCCUAGAGCCCUCUGGCCCAGUGUCCUGUCCCAGAAAGGGAUUCCCAGGCAUCCCACUUUUCUCUGUACAAGAGCAGUUUUGGGUCCCCAAAGCCUCACAUAAUGUUUAUGUAAAGUCCUUUAGGAGGCCGACUAGUGCUAAGGGGAGGGGCACGGGCAGGGGAGACUCAGCGACAGAAGGUGGGACUGUCUCUCCUCGUCUCCAGUGUCAGUCCCUCGGAUUCUCGGUUCUUAUCCCCGCCCCUUCGCCCCCUCCCCCCCAGUGGAGCCCAUCGCGGAGAGGCUUAAGGAGGCCCGACUGCAGAGGGAUGACUUCGAGAUUCUGAAGGUGAUCGGACGCGGGGCGUUCAGCGAGGUGGCGGUGGUGAAGAUGAAGCAGACGGGCCAGGUGUACGCCAUGAAGAUCAUGAAUAAGUGGGACAUGCUGAAGAGAGGCGAGGUGUCGUGCUUCCGCGAAGAGAGGGAUGUGUUGGUGAACGGGGACCAGCGCUGGAUCACGCAGCUGCACUUCGCCUUCCAGGACGAAAACUACCUGUACCUGGUCAUGGAGUACUACGUGGGCGGGGACCUGCUAACGCUGCUGAGCAAGUUUGGGGAGCGGAUCCCGGCCGAGAUGGCGCGCUUCUACCUGGCCGAGAUUGUCAUGGCCAUAGACUCGGUGCACCGGCUGGGCUACGUGCACAGGGACAUCAAACCGGACAACAUCCUGCUGGACCGCUGCGGCCACAUCCGCUUGGCCGACUUUGGCUCCUGCCUCAAGUUGCGGGCGGAUGGAACGGUGCGGUCACUGGUGGCUGUGGGCACCCCGGACUACUUGUCUCCCGAGAUCCUGCAGGCCGUGGGCGGUGGGCCCGGGACUGGCAGCUACGGGCCCGAGUGUGACUGGUGGGCGCUGGGCGUGCUCGCCUAUGAAAUGUUCUAUGGGCAGACGCCCUUCUACGCCGACUCCACGGCUGAGACCUACGGCAAGAUCGUGCACUACAAGGAGCACCUGUCUCUACCGCUGGCAGACGCAGGAGUCCCCGACGAGGUUCGCGAUCUCAUCCAGCAGCUGCUGUGUCCCCCCGAGAUGCGCCUGGGCCGGAAUGGAGCAGGCGAUUUCCAGAAGCAUCCUUUCUUCUUUGGCCUUGACUGGGACAGCCUCCGAGACAGCGCGCCCCCCUUUACGCCGGAUUUCGAGGGUGCCACAGACACAUGCAACUUCGAUGUGGUGGAAGACGGGCUCACUGCCAUGGUGAGCGGGGGAGGGGAGACGCUGUCGGAUAUGCAGGAAGGCACGCCACUGGGGGUCCACCUGCCUUUCGUGGGCUACUCCUCCUAUUCCUGCAUGGCCCUUGGGGAUGAUGAGAUCCCGGGCUCCACGCCCAUGGAACUGGAGGCCGAGGCGCUGCCUGAGCCAUUGCAAGAGCCCAGCCUGGAACCCACGGUGCCCCCACCAGAGGAAGCGGCUGAAGCGGCAGUUCCGGAGGCCAUUCCGGAGGCGGUGGCAGAGGCCCGGGUGACGCUGCGGGAACUCCAGGAGGCCCUGGAGGAGGAGGUGCUCACCCGACAGAGCCUGAGCCAGGAGCUGGAGGCCAUCCGAACGGCCAACCAGAACUUCGCCAGCCAACUCCGCGAGGCCGAGGCCCGUAACCGAGACCUGGAGGCGCACGUCCGGCAGCUGCAGGAGCGGAUGGAGUUGCUUCAGGCCGGGGGAGCCGCAGCUGUCACGGGGGUCCCCAGUCCCCGGGCCACGGAUCCACCUUCCCAUAUGGCCCCCCGGCCGUGGCUCUGGGCCAGUGCCCGCUGGUGGGGCCAGGCCCCAUGCACCGCCGCCACCUGCUGCUCCCUGCCAGGGUCCCUAGGCCUGGCCUAUCGGAGGCGCGUUCCUUGCUCCUGUUCGCCUCUGCUCUGGCUGGUGCCGCCGCCCUGGGCUGCAUUGGGUUGGUGGCCUGCGCCGGCUAUCUUGCCACAGUCUGACCCCGCCCGGGAGCCGCCUUCGCCGCCUGAACCCUAGAACCCGAGCCUGUCCUCCACUUGGGCUCCGCUGGAGGGUUUGGUGACCCAGGCACGGCCCAGAAGCCACUCCCACCGCCCCCCAGUUCACAGCACUCCGAGCGUGGGUUUGCGCCCCAGCUCCAGCCCUGUGAUCCGGGCCCGCCCCCUGGCGGCCGGGGAGGGAGGAGCCGGGGCCGCGGCUCCAGGGAGGCUUGUAGCCGGGAAUGCUGCUGCUGCUGCUGCUGGGGGGAUCGCGGACCUCUUCCUUUCUCCGGCCUAGCUGAGGCAUCCGACGUGGAUGGGCAAGCUGCGACCUAGAGAAGGCAGCAGGGCCAGGGCUCGGCAUCUGUCUUUCACCCUCCAGGCACCCCCACCCACAUCGGCUUGCAAACCACAAAUCCUCCUUGUGCAUGAGGCCCUGCCCUCCCGGGAAGACUCUCUUGCCGCGGUGAACGUCUAGCGCGAGCUCCGCCUUUACCUUUUGACAGCCCCGCUUUUUUCGGGGACUCUCGCGCCCUCCUCACGUGCGCUGUUCUCGGAGCCACAGCCGGCUCCGCCCGCCUCGGCAGUAUGGGUAUUUAUUGACCUUCCCUCCGACCCGCUGACAGGCUCCAGGAUCCCAGCACCCUAAUCCACAUUUUGGAUGCACUGAGACCCCGACAUUCCUCGGUAUUUAUUGUCUUUCCCCACCUAGGACCCCACCCCCGAUCCUCGCGAAUAAAAGGCCCUCUCGUCUGCCCAAAAUUCUGAAAUUCCUUCGUGUCCGCUGUU
Globicephala melas (long-finned pilot whale) is the source of this 4561-nucleotide messenger RNA. It is a transcript of the gene DMPK, whose product is annotated as DM1 protein kinase. The record is from RefSeq and is a predicted model, not a curated record. NCBI's taxonomy places the organism in Eukaryota, Metazoa, Chordata, Mammalia, Artiodactyla, Delphinidae. Gene Ontology annotation, cellular component: cytoplasm; cytoskeleton. Gene Ontology annotation, molecular function: ATP binding; protein serine/threonine kinase activity. Gene Ontology annotation, biological process: peptidyl-threonine phosphorylation; actomyosin structure organization.